CAGCUCCAGCAACAAGUGGUCCUUUUCCCUCUACGACUGCGUCAGCAAGCUCUUCAACUGGACCAAGAUGGCCGACGACAACUUUGCACUCGUCAUCCAUGGAGGCAGGUGUCCACCGACCGAGGUCGCUCUCUGAUGGCCCUUUGGGGAUGGUCCGUCUGGCCGAGACCCCAAGCGCAAAUGCUUGUCCGGCUGUUGACGCCGGUUCUCGUUGGCUGAUCUCCAGGCGCCGGAGUCAUUCUGCGGGAAAAGAUGACCCCCGAAGACCGCGAAGGAUAUCUCCGUGAUCUGCGCCUGUCGCUCGAGGCCGGAUACAAGAUCCUGCAGGCCGGCGGCUCGAGCCUGGAUGCCACCGAGGCUGCCGUUCGGGUCAUGGAAGACUCGCCGCUGUUCAACGCCGGCAAGGGAGCCGUCUUCUCCAGGGACGGCAAGAACGUUCUUGAGGCAUCCAUCAUGGACGGCCGCACCCGAAAGGCCGGUGCAGCGACACAGCUCAUGACGGUCAAGAAUCCCAUCUCGCUCGCUCGCAAGAUCAUGGACAGUUCGCCACACGUCUUUGUUGCUGGCGCCGACGCAGAGUCGUUUGCCUCGUCCGAAGGCCUGGAGAUUGUCGAUCCUGGGUACUUUUGGACAGAACGACGCUGGAAGCAGCACAAAUCUUCGCCCAACUCCAUCACCGUCUCCGAAUCGACUCAGCACGACGAGUUCCACGAAAAGGGUGACAAUCUACCCAAGGGGACUGUCGGUGCAUGUGCUCUGGACCGCCACGGCAAUCUGGCGGCAGCAACCUCGACCGGCGGCAAGACCAACAAGUGGUCUGGGCGCAUUGGCGACUCGCCCAUCAUUGGCGCGGGCACGUUCGCAGAGAACAGAGUCGUUGCCGUGAGCGCUACGGGCGACGGCGAGUACUUCAUCCGAUGGAACGUGGCCUAUGACAUUGCCUCCAAGAUCAAGUACGGCGGCCAGUCACUUGGCAAGGCAUCCAAGGAAACUAUCGACCAUCUCAAGACCGUCGGUGGCGAGGGCGGCAUUAUUGCCAUCGAUAGCACGGGCAAGAUCGCCUUGGAGGCCAACACUCCCGGCAUGUUCCGCGGAUACGUCGGCAGAGACGGCGUCGUGAAGGUCGCUAUCUUCAUGGAUGAGCCGUGCGUGUGAAGCGACAUCGACUGAACGACCCCGAUUCGCGACCGGGAGCGUCAUCUGCCUUUGUUUUGACAGCGUCAAUACCAUGGCAUAUGCCAGCAGCGAGGCUUUCGCUUGUCCUGUGAUUGCAGUGCCGAUGUGGGGAUGAGGGAUUGCCACCAUUG
Polychytrium aggregatum is the source of this 1307-nucleotide messenger RNA. RefSeq names its product asparaginase. NCBI's taxonomy places the organism in Eukaryota, Fungi, Chytridiomycota, Chytridiomycetes, Polychytriales. The record is from RefSeq and is a predicted model, not a curated record. Gene Ontology annotation, molecular function: hydrolase activity. The coding region runs from base 253 to 1155 and encodes 300 amino acids. The transcript is spliced from 7 exons.